AUGGAUAGUGAUACAAUUGCUUUUGUGAAACAAGUUAGAAUCUUCACAUCUAGACUAGUGCAGUCACUAGUACAGUCUCGACUUGGACAUUUUACUCCGCAGACAUGUACACCUGCAACAUCUGAGCCAACUUCAGGUGUUUGGUUUGGCUGCAAUAUGGAUGAGCUUGGAGAAGUGUCGGCUUAUCUCAAAAAAGCAAUCAGCGAGUAUCCUCCACAAGGAACCGUCGCAAUCGAGUUUAUUUUGUACACCUCCGACGGCCAAUAUAUGCCUUUAGAAGCAUGGGUGAUUGGAAUUAAUGAGCUGGAAAUAUGCGAACCAUGCAAUGUGGACGCAUACCAUCAAAUGUCAACAUUGUUAAGAUCCGUGUCAGUUGCUGCUAGAAUGACGCCAAUGCACAGAAUGUUCGUCAAGAAACAAGAUGAGGAAUCAUUCAUCAUUCUCUACAAGGUACAUAACUCAAAAACUAUUUCAAGUAUGGGUCCGGGAAGUAAACAGAGAAGAUUGGGUAAUAUUGCGGUUGCCAACGGAAAUCUAUAUUUGGAUUUACACUACCGUAUGACAAUGCAUCUAGAUUUUGAAGAUCCCGACAAAAUUGAAUCUUUCAAUGCAUCAACAAUUUCUUUGAAAGAAACAAUUGCGGCAAUAAAAAAAGCAAAAGUGGAGGAUAUGAACACUAACUCUGUAAUAAACGAAGAGUUAACCGAUGAUGGCUCCAUGAGAUCCGGCUCUACUCAAAGACCCAAAUUUAUUUUAGGACAAUCGACGUCGAGUGAAGAGUCAAAAAAUUCAAUUGUUCGAAAUGUGUUGGAUUUGGAAGAAAAACCUUUUUUAGCUGAAUUAAGGAAUCAUUCAUUUCCAUUUGUCAGUCUUCUCCACUCUGCAUAUUUGACCGUGGGACAAAAGGACAAGUCGCCAUUUGAAAUAAAUAAUUUAACAGCAAAUAAUAGUCAAGUGGAGUCUGCUGAAAAUAUCCAGGAAGAAGCUGCAAAUGCUGCUUAUUUUUGUGAUGAGCCAACCACCGUGUCAUUCAUAUUCGCCUCACCUACUCAAGAAGAUAAUCAUGAAAUUGGAGAGUUAUUGAAACAAUUCAAGCUUGCUCCAGAUAUAUUGAAGCCGACCGCAUUCACGUACGACAUUUGCGCUAAUAUUGAACAAGAGCUGAAGCUACUUAGUUCACAUAAGGAUAAUUUCAAUUCGUUUGUUGAACAUAUUAAUAAAAUUACUGAUGAUUAUUGA
Molecule: messenger RNA, 1239 nt
Organism: Caenorhabditis bovis
Lineage: Eukaryota; Metazoa; Nematoda; Chromadorea; Rhabditida; Rhabditidae
Source: the annotation of a GenBank genome assembly